AUGAGUGAUGAUAAUAUGGUGUUAGAGUUAGAGGAUACUGAUUCGUAUGAGCCUGAGAAUAUUAAUUCGUAUGAGCCUGAGAAUGUUGAUUUGGGUGAUUCUGUGUAUUCUGAUUUGGAUGAGCCUGGGUGUUCUGAUUUGGAUAAACCUGGUGGUAUUGAUUUGGAUGGGUCAGAAUCUAACGAUAUGGAUAGUAAUGAUAAUAAUGAAGAUACAUUUCAGUCUUCUACAUUAUCACAAACUGAUGGUUCUACUUCUAAUUUGUGGCGACAUUUGAGAAAUAAGCAUCAUAUUUUGCGAGCUAUGGUUGAAGGUGGUCGAGUAAAGGUUGUAGUAAAGAGUAAUAAUAGUUGUGAUUUUUUUGUAAUUCCUGAAUCCUCACAAUCAACAAUAGUCCAGUCAUUUAACAAAGUGAAAAAAUAUGCAUUGAAUAACCCCAAACAAAAAAAUCUUGAUAAUAACGUAGCUGCUUUUAUAGUUGAAGAACUUCAACCAUUUUCAAUUACUCAAUCACAAGCUUUUAAACGAAUAAUUGAAGAACUCGAUACCCAGGCUAAUGUACUUAGUAAUGAUCAUUUAAAAGAAAUUCUCAUUAAUUCUGAGGAUAAAAUUUUGCAAAACCUUCGUGAGUAUGCACAUGAUAGUGCUGAAAUUAGUUACGUUUCAUUUACCACAGAUAUGUGGAUAUCGAAUAAUGGGGAUCCAUAUAUUGGACUUACCCUUCAUUGGAUUAAUAAUUGUUUUCAAGUAAAAGAAAUUACUGGUAACAUCUCGUAUCUCCCAUAUCCUCAUACCUCAGAAUGUCUUUUAAGUAAAAUUGUUGAAAUUUUAGAUAAUCUUCAACUUAAAUGUAUAACUGUUAGUGGCACAGUUGAUAACGGAGCAAAUAUCAAGUUAUGUUUAGAAAAGUUAGAGCGAAAACAUAGCAUUUUUAUAAUUCAUUAUUUUGGAUAUACCUUACAGCUUGCAAUAAAUGAUGUAUUAAAAGAUUGUUCUGAAAUUACUAACCUAAUAAAAAGAUGUAAAGAUGUUGUGUCGCAUUUUAGCGGAAGUCCGAAGCAAAAGCAGUUUCUUCUAGAAGCUCAAAUGGAGAUAGAAGACUGGAAUAACUUUCUUUUUGUAGUUCGUGACGUUUCGAUGUGGUGGAAUUCUACGUUUUAUUUGUUAAAACGAUUAACGAUUCUUAAACCAGCAAUGUAUAGGUACAAGUCAAUUUUAGUUGAAAAUAACGAUAAUAGUUCACUGAGAAGUUAUGAGGAAAAAGAGUUGUCAUCAGAUGAAUGGGAAAAAGUAAAUGAGUUAGUUAAAUUAUUAUAUCCUUAUGAGGUUAUUUCAAAAAAAUUGUCCGGUUCACAGUAUCCAACACUUUCUCAAGCAUGGUUUGCUAUUAAUUUUAUAAAAGUAAAACUUGAUUGUGCAAUAGUAAGUAAUGCUGAUAUUCGAAGGUUUGGAGGUCGUCUUCGUGAAUCAUUGCAGGAAAGAUUUUUAGAACCAACAAAACUGAUUUGA
Racocetra fulgida is the source of this 1509-nucleotide messenger RNA. Lineage: Eukaryota; Fungi; Glomeromycota; Glomeromycetes; Diversisporales; Gigasporaceae. The record is from the annotation of a GenBank genome assembly.